AUGCCACCAACACUCAUCCUUGUCCGCCACGCUGAGGCCCUCCACAACGUCGAUAAUAAGUCUCACUUGACACAAUGCGGCUCCCUCCGCGAGCACUUUUUCAAGACUGAGGUGCCCAAUAAGUACCAAGUCAGCCUUAUCAUUGUUUCCCCCAUGCGCCGAACCAUCGAAACGGCCCUUCUUUCCUUCGGCAACUACGCCAAGGAGCACAACAUCCCCAUCAUCGCCAACGCUGGCUGGCAAGAGAACAGCGACAAGCCCUGCGACACGGGUUCAUCCAUCGAGGACCUUUCCAAAGAGUUCCCAGAGGUAGAUUUCUCAAGAGUCGACCAAGUCUGGCCGGAAAAGAACCGCAAUUCGGAAAAGGCCAAGAAGUACUGGUACACCAAGGAGUCGAUCAUGCAAAGAGGAGAGGACGUGUUGAAGGAGAUUGAGGCCAAGGUGUGGCCUGAGAUGGAGGACGGCAAGGCUGUUGUCGCUGUCAGUCAUUCGGGGUUCCUGAGGGCGGGAGUGACGGGGUGGUGGUUCAACAAUGCCGAUUAUCGCAUCUUUGAGUUUGAGGAGAGGGAGGUCAAGGAGGGCAGGCCGACGUUGAAGCAGAUCACGGGCGUGAAAGGCGGUAUGGGGGAGAGUUUCGAGACACCGGCAGGUCUUGGCGGGGAUUUGCCCGAGGCUGCGGUUGGAGGGUUGAGUGUUGGGUUGCCGUAA
Molecule: messenger RNA, 708 nt
Organism: Neurospora hispaniola
Lineage: Eukaryota; Fungi; Ascomycota; Sordariomycetes; Sordariales; Sordariaceae
Product: histidine phosphatase superfamily
Exons: 2
Coding region: 1-708 (235 amino acids)
Cellular component (GO): cytoplasm
Molecular function (GO): phosphatase activity
Source: RefSeq, a predicted model, not a curated record